GCUCAGGCUGGAUCCAGCGCAGAUUCAACCAAUUGUAUCCACUGGAGAAAAAGCUGAGCUGCAUUCAUGUGUCUAGGCUAGCUUGUAGUCUAGAGUCUGGAUUGGAUUUUCACCAACCAGAAAAACCAAACACCGUUGCACUUCUUGUAAUGAUAUUUCCAUCAUGUCGCUGUAUCAUGAGACGGCAGCUAUCCUGUCAAUUCCCGCCAGCGCCGGUGGCAAUCUGAAAAGCCGUGUGUUUGGAAAGAAGGACCACAAGACAUCUCCCCAGCAAAUCUACGCCUUGGCCGCAGAAACGUGCAAGUGGAGCGCCGUCCUCAAGGAGGUUAUUGACAAUGCAGAUAUCCUGCGUCUUGAGCGGAAGCUGAGCCCAAUGCUUGUGCUCCUGCUCGUCCAUGACCUGCUGCUGUCAAAGAAAGGCAUCGCACUGCCUGCUUCUCAUGGGCUCAGGGUUUCCAUUGAGCGUCACAAGGCUCGCUUGUCGGCAGAGCUUACAAGAGCUAGACUGAGGAGAAAGGCGCCGUCGCUUGAUGCGCUCCACGUCCAAGUAGAAGCUGCAUUUGCGGAGACUUCUCCUAAAUAUCCUCGUUGGAUACGGAUCAAUGCUCUUCGCACCUCCCUAGAGGAACAACUUAAAACCACAUUCAAAGACUUUGUGAGGGUGGAUGCAAUCGGCGAUGUUGCAGCCGCCAGCAGCAAUACUUUAUACGUUGACGAACACAUUCCGAAUCUGGUUGCUGUCUCCCCGAGCUUUGAGGUUCUAAAAUCAGCUGCCUACAAAUCAGGUGCUGUAAUUCUUCAGGAUAAGGCUUCCUGUUUCCCAGCAUAUCUCCUUGAUCCCCGAGCUGAAGAUGGCGACAUCAUCGACUCGUGUGCCGCUCCUGGCAAUAAGACGACUCAUCUCGCUGCUAUUGUGUCUCCUCGCGCUCAUAAAGUUGAUGGCACAACCCCGAGAAUUUUUGCUUUUGAGCGAAACGGGUACCGAGCCCAGACAUUAGAAAAAAUGGUUGCAGUAGCCGGCGGAGAGGACAUUAUAGAUAUAACCCCCAAGCAAGACUUCCUUAAGGUCGACCCGAAUGGCAGAGCGCAUAAAAAUGUUGGCUGUCUGCUUCUUGAUCCUAGUUGCUCGGGUAGUGGUAUUGUCGAUCGUGAAGGGCUGCCGGAAAUCCAUCUCCCUGGAGGUAGAAGCUCUGCAGCCCAGAAGUCCACCGGCGAGGACCAAAACCGGAAACGGAAGCGCAACGCGGAGGGAGUUGUCGGCGCUCAGGAGGUUAUGGUAGAUGAUGAUGGCCAGCAGACAGUGAUUUCUACCGAGCAAGAAUUGCUCUCUCGACUCGAUACCCUUUCAUCCUUUCAGCUCAUAUUACUUCAGCAUGCAUUCAAGUUCCCCUCCGCAAAGCGGGUAACCUAUUCUACCUGUUCAGUUCACGCUCAGGAGAACGAGCACGUGGUCAUCAAAGCACUGCAGUCCGAAAUUGCGAAAGAACGUGGCUGGCGAAUACUACCCCGAGAGCACCAAGUUCGUGGCAUGAAAGAUUGGCCAGUUCGAGGUUCUAUCGAUGCUGCUAGCGGUGACGAGAUGGUAGCAGAUGCUUGUAUUCGUACCUACCGCGACGAUGGUCGAGGCGUCAUGGGCUUCUUUGUGGCAGCAUUUGUCCGUGAUGUACAAGGCGAUGCCAAUAAUACCGGAUCGUACGUGCGCAACGAUGAACUCGGAAUGACCCAGCACGUAAUAGGCAUGUCUGGAUUGAGACACGUAGAUUCCGGGGAGGCCAAAUCCCCAACUGUGGGCGGCGCAACAAUCGUUGAUGAGGACGACUCGAGUGAUGGAUGGGAAGGCUUCAAGGACUGACAAGAACCAAUGCCAUUUAUCAAUACGAAAAUUUUUGUACGUGUUCUUCCAUCCUUCACUCAUAAAUUGAGCCUCGGGGAGGUAUUGUGAUCCAGUCAUCCAGGAAAUGUUAGAAACGACAAAUCAGCGCAGUGAAAACCCCCGACGGAUCAGUCACUUCGCUGAUGUAUGGUUAUAGACGCCGUAGAAGCAGUACCACCUAGGUUAUGGACAAGAGUUUCGAGUAAAGACUCAGCACAUAGUUUACUCUGUGGCACGGCGCAAAAUAGUACACACUUUCCACCAACAUCCGGUCUUUCCUGUAGCAAUACAUAACCCGCUGGGCACCUUGACGACAUAAAGC
Messenger RNA from Truncatella angustata, 2195 nucleotides. Its product is annotated as S-adenosyl-L-methionine-dependent methyltransferase. Gene Ontology annotation, molecular function: methyltransferase activity. The record is from RefSeq and is a predicted model, not a curated record. Gene Ontology annotation, biological process: rRNA base methylation. Gene Ontology annotation, cellular component: nucleolus. The transcript has 2 exons. The coding region runs from base 164 to 1852 and encodes 562 amino acids. NCBI's taxonomy places the organism in Eukaryota, Fungi, Ascomycota, Sordariomycetes, Amphisphaeriales, Sporocadaceae.